Solanum tuberosum (potato) is the source of this 772-nucleotide messenger RNA. RefSeq names its product miraculin-like. NCBI's taxonomy places the organism in Eukaryota, Viridiplantae, Streptophyta, Magnoliopsida, Solanales, Solanaceae. Gene Ontology annotation, molecular function: endopeptidase inhibitor activity. The record is from RefSeq and is a predicted model, not a curated record. The coding region runs from base 22 to 648 and encodes 208 amino acids. The transcript has a single exon.
UCCAAAAAAAAAUUCACAAUAAUGAAGAAAACAGAAGUAUCUUGCAUUUUCUUAAUUACAUUAAUAGUGUUUAUAAAAAAUUCUCUACUUUCUGAAGCAACUUCUGCCCCUAAUUCCGUGCUUGACACGACAGGAAAAAUGAUUCGAGUAGAAUCCGACUACAUGGUUGUGCCAGUAAGGAAGGACUUAGGAGGCGAUCUUGGGCUAGCCUUUAUUGGAACCCAAGUUUGUCCACUUGGUAUCGGCCCACGUCUAAAUAACGAUUCAGGCCUUUCGAUAAAUUUCUUUCCAGUGAAUUCAAAAAAAGGUGUAAUUCGUGAGUCUAUUGAUCUAAAUGUUGAGUUCACAGAAACUUAUACUAUAUGCCAACAUCACUCCAACGUGUGGAGGCUCGAUCACUAUAAUCCUCAAAAGGAAGAUCACAUGAUUACUAAUGGCGGAGUAAAAGGAAAUCCUGGUCGCGACACCAUUAGCAAUUGGUUUAAGAUUGUGAAAUAUGGAGUUGGAUACAAGUUUGUCUUUUGUCCAAGUGUAUGCAAUUAUUGUGAUGUGAUUUGCAAGAACGUUGGGGUUUUUGUACAAAAUAAUGGCCAGACACUUUUGACACUGAGUAAUGAGCCAUUAGAAGUCAGGUUCAAGAAGGUGUGAACAAUAUGUUCUUAUCAAAAUAAAUUGCGAAUGACUUUCAUGUAAUACUUAUAUCCAAAUAAAAAAAAUUAUGUUUUUAUAUACUAUUACUAGGAUGUGUAUUACUCGAAUACAACUUUUAAUC